Messenger RNA from Aspergillus sclerotioniger CBS 115572, 2044 nucleotides. RefSeq names its product putative l-fucose permease. Gene Ontology annotation, biological process: transmembrane transport. The transcript has 6 exons. The coding region runs from base 164 to 1567 and encodes 467 amino acids. The record is from RefSeq and is a predicted model, not a curated record. NCBI's taxonomy places the organism in Eukaryota, Fungi, Ascomycota, Eurotiomycetes, Eurotiales, Aspergillaceae. Gene Ontology annotation, molecular function: transmembrane transporter activity.
GGAAUGUGUUCACAUGGCUCGAGGGGAUGCCCUCAUGGUGGGUAUCUGGGCUCUCGCUCUUACCUUUCGAGUCUUUCCGGCUCAUUCAUUUCCUGCUUGAUUGACGUUCUUCUGCCGCAGUGACAUUCAUCCUCCUCAUCUUGUCUCCUUUUCAUCCCACAGAAUGGGGCUCUUCCUCUUCCUCAAAAAACGGUCUGGGUUCCGGGUUGACAAUAGCAGGACUACAUCUGCAGCCACGCUGACUCUACGCCAAAGCCUGUGGCCCCUGACCCUGGUUACCAUACUCUUCUUUCUAUGGGGCUUCGCCUACGGCCUGCUAGAUACCCUGAACAAGCAUUUCCAGAAUACUUUGAAUAUCACUCGGACACGCUCUUCAGGACUUCAAGCAGCCUACUUUGGUGCUUAUCCCCUUGCCUCCCUCGGAUACGCAAACUACAUCCUUCGUCACUUCGGGUACAAAACCGCCUUUAUCUUCGGUUUGACUUUGUAUGGAAUCGGUGCCCUCUGUAUGUGGCCUGCAGGCCUGAAUCGCUCGUUUGGCGGCUUCUGUGCAGCUACCUUUGUAAUCGGCUCGGGCCUUGGAUCCCUUGAAACCGCUGCCAAUCCAUAUCUUACUGUCUGCGGUCCACCAAAGUAUGCCGAGAUCCGAAUCAACCUUGCCCAGGCAUUCAAUGGCAUUGGUACUUGUGUGGCACCAGCUUUAGCAUCGUACGUUUUCUUCACAUCUACCGAGGACGAUGUCAACGCCCUGAAACGAGUACAAUGGGUUUAUCUUGCCAUUGGCAUCUUCGUUUUCAUCCUCGCCGGUGUCUUCUUCGUUUCCACCAUCCCCGAAGUAACCGAUGAAGAUAUGGCGUUCCAGGUUGCUGAAACGCAUGUUGGAGAGCAGGAGAAGCCAUUCUGGAAACAAUACAAGCUGUUCCAUGCCACGUUAGCGCAAUUCACUUAUACUGGUGCCCAGGUUGCUAUCGCAGGUUAUUUCAUCAACUACGUUGUUGACACCUGGCCCGGUACGACCAGCGCCACGGGCUCCAAAUACCUUGCGGGCGCUCAAGGAGCCUUUGCCGUAGGCCGGUUCCUGGGAGCCAUCAUCAUGAAAUUUGUGAAGGCGCGCUGGGUAUUCCUGGUUUAUCUCUCGUGCACCGUAGCCUUCAUCGCUGCGUCCAUAACACAACACGAGGGAAAUGGCAUAGCAAUGCUCUUCUGCACCCUCUUCUUCGAAUCCGUUUGUUUCCCCACCAUCGUCGCACUAGGCAUCCGCGGCCUUGGUCGUCACUACAAGCGCGGCUCAGGGUUCAUUGUUGGAGGCGUCUCCGGCGGUGCCGUGGUGCCUCCGAUCCUGGGCCAUGUAGCCGAUAUGCGGAACAGUACGAGGUUCGCAAUGAUUGUUCCAACCAUGUUCAUGGUCGUGGCGUGGACGUAUGCUAUUGCUGUGAACUUUGUGCCUGCAUAUCUGGAUAUGGUUGACAAGGUCGGGUCGAGUGAUAUCGGACUUCAGGAAGAUGAUGUGACUUCGAAGAAUGUCGAAAGUGAUGGGAAGGUGUCUCGGGAGCAGCGUUCGAGAUAAUAGGGAGGGUUGACGGGCUUGUCGACCAGCUAUUUAGUAAAUCCUUCAACUGCUUGAUCGAACAUGCUAUCUGAUUCGCCAGGACAUGUGAUGAUUUUACAGGCUCGGACUAAAGACCAACCGAUAUACCUCGAUGUAGAUGGCGGGAAAAGAAGAAGAAAAGACAAAAGCCUAAAGAAAUUCGAAAGUCUAGUCUAUCGAACAGAAUUGGGCAUAUACAAAACCCGAGGCCGAGAGCGAUCCACAACGGACUGCGGAUGAAUCUAGAAUGCAUUAGUCACCAGGGAUCAAUGAUUCCUCGUGCCUGACCCAGGAACCAGCCUUGCACGGCACUUCUUCCAACUAAGAUCCAGAACAUGAGCAUGACAACGGCAGCCGUGGGAAGGGGAUAUCUCUAUGAACAAGCAAGGGCACAUUAAAAACAUUAAGGCAGAUGUGAAGGGGUAAAUGAUAAGUCAUUAAAUAGGAUACACAGAA